GCUUAAUUCCAUGUUAUGAUAUAACUCGAUGCCAAGUCGGCGUUAUAGCCUACGUCUACAAGCCCAUACAAAACGCAAAUGACGGCUAAUGAAUAUUAUUAUGUUACCGCGCAGUUAGCCUAUGAUUAUCUGAAAAGGUGUGGUCAGCUGGACAACUCACUAAUCAUACUAAACUACGACUCGUUAAUAUAAGACCUACAUGAAUCAUAUCACUGUAUGUAAAAAAAAAAAAAAAAAAAAAUCUUUUAUAUUAUUAUUUAGUGUUUUUCAUUCGUUUAAGUCAAGUGAGAACAAUUAUUCAAUUAAAUAUAAAUUUAAAAUAAAUAAAUAAAUAAAUUCAUGACAAUCUUGUGUAAGUGUCCUAACACAAGCGGAGAAAUGCAGGCAGUGGUCAGUGAAGUGCCCCUCGCUGGCUGUCACAAAAAAAAAAAAAAAGUUCAAUUUUAUACUUGUAGGCUAGGAUACUUAGGCCUACUUAUAAUAGUCGCAUAAUACUUGCAAACAGUUUACUUAGGCCUAAUUGUGCGAACAGGUUGGCACAAAAUAUUUAAAUAUCUAACGUUUAAAAUUUCGCUGACAGGUAAAUUACAGGUUGGUCUAUUUAUGCAAAAACUACAAUGAUCUAGGCUAUAAUGACGUUUUCAUAGAUCCAGCAACGAACGUGCUACUUAAUAUUCAUAAGGCAUACUUUAGACACGUCCGAAAGCCUGCCCCCGCGCUCUAAUGUUUUAAUGCAUUGUCUCUCAGACCUUCUUAAACCCAACAUAAAACAAACAUUGUCUAUGGAGUGUUUCAGCAAAUAUUAAUAAUGUCAUAAAUAAAUAGUUGGUAACUGAGAGUUCACGCCGUAAGAGUUCAUAAAUCAUUCCUAUGGAGCCUAAUUAAAAGCCACGCGUGUUUAAUUAGACAGUCUACAGUUCGAGGAGCUCGCCUGCCUGUGCAUCAUGAGUUUUAUGAGUAGAUUCCACGAUGCCUUUGUCCAAAAUAACGUUAACAUGGCUAUUAUGAUACUAAUUGAAGAAAAAUCUUCCGUAUCCUUGACCGAUCGACUGGACGAAGUUGUUAUCAAGGAGCUCCAUAAAAACGAACUUAAGAAUGUUUCCUUAAUAUUACAAGCAAUUGAACAUCUGAUCAGUAAGGAUAAGGACAGCAUCCAGACACUUGUUCAUCACGGCUUGGUUGUGAAGAUGUUGAAUUGGUUUGAGAUGGCGUCAGAGUAUCUUAAAGAACAGCACAAACCACCCAGGGACGCCAUGAAACUAAUAGAAGUUUUCUACGAGGUUGCAAUGAGUCUGUGUCAGAUCCCCAUUGCAGGCAGCAAUAAGAUCCUGGAUAUAUUUCUGCUGCGGUUUGGAGCUGUUGUUUUGGAUUAUGAAGUGCCUUUCUGUCUGCGUCUAGAGGCUAUCAGAACCAUAAACUCUAUGUUGGACAGCAGUCCCAAAGACAUAAGGAAGAAACUCUGCCAGUCAGAUGACCAUACCGGGCUCUUAGAAGACUUGGCAAAAGCGUUGACAGACAUUGGUGAUUAUGAAAUGCAGGUGGCGAUCUCUGAAGCACUCUGCAGGAUGACACCGAAGAAAUUAAGAGAAGACUUUGCUGGCAAAUGGUUUAGUUUCAGAAGCUUUGCUUCAGCAUUUACUUCAAUUCGUGACAAAGAUUUUGAAACUGACUGUAGGACAUUUCUGAAUGAACUUAAUAGUUAUUUUGGGAACUCAAGAAGAGUCUUCUCGUUCCCUUGUAUUCAGGCAUUUCUUGAUUCAGUUGAGCUCUUCAAGCCUGAAGAUGAGUUUCUAAAGGAAUUUUGGGUGGAUUUUAACAUUGGAACUUCCACCAUUAGUUUCUUUGUAAAUGACCCAAAGAACACACUGUGGGAGCUGAUUCACCUGCCUAAAGAUGUUGUCAGCAUGUAUGAUCUUCAAGAGCGUGAUGAUCAGAAGAUAUUGUCUGUUCACAUGAGUACCCCAAUCUUUCAUGGAGAGAUCACUGGCAAAAUGGUCAAAAUCAUUUUUAGUUCAGAGCACAACAUCCAAACAGCCCUGACGAAAGUCUUUGCAGAGAAACCACAGUCUGCCUCAGCCUCAAAGGACACUCUGCAAUCAGGUGAUGCUGUGACCAUGAUAGAAGGACCCCAAUAUGAACAAACAGUGAAGCUGCAGAAAUUUUCAAGUCCACCUGCUGGAGAAACUAAAGGCAUCCAUCAGCUUUCCCUUCAUUUGAGUGGACCAAGCAGAUAUUCAAGAUCAAAAGUCAAAGGAACCCCAGGCGAAGACAUCUUUCACUUUAAGGAUCAUUCAGAUUCAGAGGUGAUCCUUGAGGUGUCUCAAUGUCUGAGUGACACUUUUGACACAGAACGAUCAGGGAAGUCACAUGACAAGAAGCCAAAGACUAUAACAUUCAUGGCUGCUUUAUGGAGGUACCAGGUUGAGCGUGCCAAGACUGUAUUGUUCUGUCAGACACCAUCUUCCAACGGGUCUACAAAGUCCCUCCCUGACACUCUGGGUAGAAUUCCUGUGAAGAAGAAAAUAAGGGUGAUGCAUUCAGAAGAAGGAUUUCUCCGCAAGGACACGCCACACACUGACUACAGCAGGAGAAAGCCCAGAACUAAGGGCAAACUCAGAGUUCUUCCUCUUUCAUCACCCAGCAGUAAUGAGGAGGAAUUCUCCAAGUAUUCAACACCCAAACAAAGACUUCAAAUGGCAAGUGAAGACUGGCAGUCUCAAGUCAAACUAGGGAGAUCAGUGAACAUAGAAUCGUCCUUACUUAAAGAGACCACUGCUGAUUCAGGUUUUCAAAACAAGAGUGUUUCUGAAACCAGUUUACAAGCAGAGGAACUUGAUAAUGUUAUUGAAGAGGAGCACUGUUUAGAUAAAGAAACACCACUUCCCCAAAGAACUGAAGCACUUGAAUCAUCAGAGCUGUAUGUGGGUCUAAAAGGGGACAAGCAGCUACCCAGACAACCAACAUUCCAACCUAGAAGACUUUUCCUGUCUAGCCCACUAGAGGAUGCUGCAGAGCGAAUAACUGAAGUGUUGAUGGAAGAUGAGGAGUCAGAGGAAGAGUUGGGUGCAGGUGUCAGAGCUGCAUUUAACUCCUUUAAAACUCAGUUGAGAGCACACUUUUCUAGCAGGUAUAAGAAGAUUGAAGCCAGAUCACUGCAAUCUUUAACAGACUGUCAGAGAAAUGUGACCUCUCUCUUGGGAACUGUACACAAUCAAAGGUUGGAGCAUCUGGAGCAGUUUCAGAACACAGUGGUGCAGCAGUUGGAAUGUUUGGAGCAGGACUGUCUGUCUCUCAAAACCAUCGAGAAGGAGACUGUGAAUUUCUGGCAGUCGGAGUCUGACACAGUUCGGGCGUUCUGUGAUAGACAGCAGAAGAGGUUGGAUUCUCUCCUAAUCCCUAAUGCAAGUGCUGAAGCAUCAUUUAGUCUAUCAGCGAGAAGAGAGGCCAAAAUUACUGUGCCCACCCCUCCUCGAGGACAAUCAUCCAUGGUUGCCCUAUCAGAGACCACUACUGCAGAUCCCUCGUAGGACUUUACACUAUAUAGCUUUUUCUUUCAUAUGCCUUCAUUCUGUCUGUCUGAAACAUCUACUCCUAAUUAAAACAAUUGAAUUGUCAUUGUAAGUGUAUUAUAUAAUAUUAAACAUCACACAGCGUCA
Ctenopharyngodon idella (grass carp) is the source of this 3656-nucleotide messenger RNA. It is a transcript of the gene sycp2l, whose product is annotated as synaptonemal complex protein 2-like. The transcript has 34 exons. The coding region runs from base 945 to 3527 and encodes 860 amino acids. NCBI's taxonomy places the organism in Eukaryota, Metazoa, Chordata, Actinopteri, Cypriniformes, Xenocyprididae. The record is from RefSeq and is a predicted model, not a curated record.